Molecule: messenger RNA, 3140 nt
Organism: Anastrepha ludens (Mexican fruit fly)
Lineage: Eukaryota; Metazoa; Arthropoda; Insecta; Diptera; Tephritidae
Exons: 1
Coding region: 454-894 (146 amino acids)
Source: RefSeq, a predicted model, not a curated record
AACCACACCACCUAGUCCAUUCAUUCGUAUUGAAACUCUUGAACGGAUAAAAACAAAAAUACCGAGAAAUAAAACAGCGGAUACCAAAGAAAAAUAGAAAAUCAUCAGCAAAACAAAAGUGAAGUGGUUAAAUAGUGAAUUGUAUGCGUAUAUAAAGCACGUUAUUGUAUAUUUGCAAGAAAAGCUAUUGCUUGUGUAGCGAAAUUAUACGUGUGUGGAAGUGCAACGAAUUUCAUCACCGGAAAGAAUCUGAUAUAGAAGCAAAGAAGUGCAUUGCAAAGUCAUUGGAAAAGUGAAGCGGAACGCAGUCGUUGGAAAGUUCUAGAAGGAAAAUUGCAACAAGAAUAGUAAAACGAGUGACUUCUAUAUUGGAGUGCCUUUUGCAGUUGAAUCUAAAUUUAAACACGUACUUUGUGUUCCUAUAACGAUUUAAAAUUUAAAAUUCACACCAAAAUGGCUUUCAUGAUGCCUGUAAUGAAGAACAACUAUGACAUUUAUAAGGAUAGUCGGUCGCGCAAGACUUCAGAGUGCUCCACCACCAGCUCAAAUGGUGGCGCACCCACAUUGUCUUCCGCUGUAGGUGGGCCGCCAAAUGGACGUGUUCGCAAAGUAUCUGAAUGCAAGUCUGAGAGUUUCGCCACCUCACCUUCACACACCUAUCGGAUGCAGAUGCAGCGUUGUCAAUCAUCACGCGCAUUCCCCCGCAACGCAUCGCGUACAUCGCACUCGUCGGUCGCUGGGGUCCUUUCGCCUACGCGUUCUUUCAGCCAGGCCUCCAGUCCACCCAAGACCAUAAAUUCAGUGGAAAGUCAUAAUGAUGUAACCAAAUUUCAUUUGCGACUCGUCGAGAAGCUGCGUAAGUCCUUUCGUAAGGACAGCGCAAAACGAUCAUGAGAACGCGAAAACGUUCUCCACAACAGCAACAGUAGUAGCAGCUAUCCCAAUGAUGAUGGCAGCACAACCAAAGCAGAAAACAAUAAUUUCAAAUAUAAUACGGAAAUGCAGCAAUGGCAGGCCGAUAGCCCCGAAAGUAGUGCGAGUAGACGUCAGUCGGCCAGCCGUGAUAUUGUCUGCGCGUCGGCGGAUACCGCCACAAACCACAAGGGAAUCGGUGAUAAUUCCGAUAUCGUCGAUACAGAUGCUAUUGAAGACGCAGAGGAUUGGCCAAAGUUCGAAGACGAUAACAGCAUUGGAGCGCCGAGUUCAUUGGUCACAAACUUUGGGCGUCGCAUCACGGCGCCACUAACGCGUGCCAAUCUAAAGCGUUGUCACAAAAAAUUCGCCAAAAUGCAGCUCACUGUCGCAGCGCAGCACUCACUCGUAGGUCAAAUCGGAUCCACAUCUACGAUUGAAUUAUACUCCAGCUCGGAUGGUUCAAGUUUGUUUGGAGGCGGUGAUCGACGACAACUGCUUACAGAAGGAGGGAAGGUGCAACAAAAACACAUUAAGAACGCGACCACAGUAAAUGGUCAUGUUGUUGGCACUAAAUCGGAAGUAGCAGAGAAGCCAAAGCAAACGGAGACGGCAGGGCGCGGUCGUAAAAUACGAAAACGCAUGCAUUUCCUGCGCCGUUCAACUUCCCGGUUCAGUUCGAAGAGCGCGCCAGGUUAAGACAACAUAUUUAAACCAGAGCGGGUUUGUGCGCUUUCAGCUAUAAUUUGGGUUUCAUGUGGCUACAGCGUUGACUUUAGAUGUUUGAUGCGUAUUGCUUCUAGCACGGCGCUACAGCAGUUCUUAGUUUCGUUUGCAAGCGAACCUAAAGAAAAGAGAAAGAUUUGUAAAGGAACAAUUGCGUGGCAGACCUGCGCUCAAAAUCCAACUGAGUCCCCGACACAUCGUCUGUCUGCAGUUUGGUGCACGCGUGCAUAUCGUGAUCAGUAUUGUGACAGCAACAACUGUCGCUGUCCACACAAAUGCAAGGUCGCGCGCGCGUCGGCAUUUUCAAGGCGAGUAGUUGAAAAGUGUAAAUAGACAAUGGAUGAAGGAUGAAGGAGGGCGCCGCCAAAAGUGUAGCAAGUUGGCAUCGAGCCCAAAACGUUGAAUGCAUGCAGCUAAUUCUGGGUAGGCGAAUGCUGUGGUGGAAAUGCGCUUCAACGGUACUUAUUUGCGAAAUUUCACAGAAAAUGGCUACUUUUGGGAUCAUUCGACAAAUGGUAAGGGAAAAUUAUCACAUAAAUAUACACUAAUUCUAAAGACAGACAAGACUUAUGUAUAAGAAAUUCUACAUUUUGUAAAUAUUUUUUGUAUCAACUAUUAAGCAUAUUUGGGCAAUAUUUUUCUUUGAAAAUAAUUCUGUUUUUAUAUUUGAAUUAAGCAGUGUGAUACAGUAAGAAAUUAAAUAGAGAAAUUGGUUGUGGAAAUAACGGAAAAUACAUGCAUCUGCAAUUUGUAUUAAUAUGCACACUUACCGAUGGCUUGCAUUCAAAAUUCGAGAAAAAGUAUAGUAGGUCAGUGAGCUUAAGAGACGAAUACAUAAAAUAAAGUUUCAAACGGUUUUCAGGGAACUAAAUGCUUCCAAUUUCCUUAGAAAAAACACGAAAACUUACAAUGUUGAAACUGCCAUUUCCUAAUCUCUCUGUAGUGAAAAGUAUUAAGAAAAAUUAUUUUAUAUAAAUACACAAAUAUUGUAAAAUUGUUUUUGGGCUGCCAUGAAAAUGUGGGGAUACAGGGGAAAGUUGCGAAACAGAAAAAACACGUGAACGUGAAAGCAAAAAAUAAUUAGCGAGAAGCCAUACAAAUCCCGCACAUAGUCCUGGAAGCCCAUUUACGGUUCUUUAAUAGAUAAAAGAGAAGAUACAUUUUUACAAGUUGCUAAUACUAUAUACACACCUACAUACAUAUAAGUGCUGACUUGUAAUAAGAAAAUAAAUAAAUAAACAAAAUAGACUUGUCAAGUUUAACUCAAAGUUUUCUGCUUUAUAAUAUUAAUAACUGUUAUUGAAGCAAUAAAAAAAAUAUUGUAAUUAAAACAAUAUAUAUGUAGUUAGUUCGCUUCUAAUGUCUAAGUUAAGUAAAAAUGCUUUACAAGUAACUGUAUACAACCUAUACAUGUCUACAUUGAAUUAUUUGUAUACUAAGUAAUACAUAUUUACUGGAUACCCUGAAGUACAUAACUAAUUAAAUAAAUAUUUAAAUCAAAA